Molecule: messenger RNA, 3266 nt
Organism: Xiphophorus couchianus (Monterrey platyfish)
Lineage: Eukaryota; Metazoa; Chordata; Actinopteri; Cyprinodontiformes; Poeciliidae
Gene: sspn
Product: sarcospan (Kras oncogene-associated gene)
Exons: 3
Coding region: 243-917 (224 amino acids)
Cellular component (GO): dystrophin-associated glycoprotein complex; sarcolemma
Source: RefSeq, a predicted model, not a curated record
UUGCUCUAUAUGUGGCAUCGGAGCUGCUGUAGGAAUCCAGUCCAAAUGUUUUCCAUAUUAGUUCAGAGCUUUUCUCUGUUUUCAAAUAGCAGCUGAGCUGGGCUUGGUAAAGUCAGGGCAGGGAGGAGACGGGAGGGGGAGGGAGCAGGGAGGCAACAGAGAGACACGUCCACCCCAAAGAAAACGAACUGGAAAAAAGUCUUGAAGACAAACACGGAAAGAGUGCGAAGGCACGAGGAAAAAUGGGACAGGGCCGGAAAGGUUCCUCAGACAAGAAGCAGAGAGAGAAGAAUAGAGAUGACAGCCCAACACCAGAGAAUGGCAAUAAGUGCAGAGUGUGUCGAUUCCCUCUGCUCGUCGCCCUGCUGCAGCUGCUGCUAGGGGUGGCUGUCACAGCCGUGGCCUUCCUCAUGCUGGCCAUCAGCCCCUCACUCACAGCCCGGGAGACUCCACACUGGGCUGGGAUCAUUCUUUGUUUGGUUUCUAUUGUUGGGUUCUUCCUCUACUGCAUCACCUACCAGCCAGAUGAGAGAUCAUCUACACAGUUUAUUGUUAAGCUCCUGUACUUUAUCCUGUGCACCACUGGCCUGGUCAUCUCACUGCUGGUUGUGGCAUUUGCUGGACAUCACCACUCUCAGGCCAGCAGCUUCAGUUGCCAGCAGAAAGGAAACGACUGUGUGUGUGUGCUGGAAAAGAGUGACCCGAUAGCCCGCACCUUUGACUACAAGGGGGUUAGCGACUGCGAGAUGAUAACUGGCACGCUCAUCUUUUACUUCCUGCUCCAGAUCCUGCUGAACCUUGCCCAGGCUCUAGUCUGUGCCGCUGGAGCCUUCAUCAUGUGGAAGGAUCGCUACCAGGUCUUCUUCGCAGGGACACAGAUCAGAUCUCCCUCCACCCAGCAGUGGCAAAAAGUUUAACAUGUUGGGUGCUCAGUCAGAGUCCAGUGGAGGUCAUAUUUUUCUCCUGUGUGACUUAGCGUUAAAGGACUUUUGGGUGUGUGCCUUUAUGUGUUUUCUCUCCCUGUCAAUUAUAGACAGGUGACAAAUUACAGGAAAAACGUGCUGUUUGAGAUACUUUUUAACAACAUUCAGGAACUUUCAACUUUUCACCGAGGUACAGGGUAGAUAAGAAAUGAAUUAAUCUGCUGACAUGUGCUACUCCUCUACAACAGUGUGCUGUUGAAGUGUUGCAGCUGCUUCUGUUCGGCAUCUUAAAAGUAACAAAACCAGGAGGUUUUAUACAACCACUGUACAGUGCUGCUACAAAAUCCGUCAACAUCGAGCUGUUUCCUUCGUAUUUCCAGGAAACCGGGGAUGCAGUGUGACCUCAGCUGAUUGAAGCUGCAUGAUUCACUGAGUUUCAGUGUUGUUUGCAAUCAGUACUCCCCCAGUGCAACCGGACGUUAACAGAAGUUGUGAUGGAAAAUAAGAUGAGAUGACACACAGAAAGGCCAAAUUAAAACACAUGGAAUAUUCGACCAAUCAGGAAGUAUCAACCCAAAAGGUCAGGGUAGUCUUUAGAGAAAACUUCCUCCUUAGCAGGGCUGGGUUCUCCUUUUUGAUUCCUGACUGGAAAAAGUCUCUGCAGGAAAGAUAGCAGUUUCCACAAAGCAUAUCAUUUUAUUUAAUCCUUUCUUAAUUCAACAAUUGAGAUCAUUGAUUUAAACGUAAGUUAAAAAACCUUUAUAAUUAUGACUCGUAUCAUGUUCACCUGAUCAAUUCGUUCCCUCUUUUUUCCUAACUGGGGGGAUGUAUUCAUUCUGGAAGAUGUGUCUCUUUUUGUCAGAGCUUUACAUCAGCAUCAGUUUUGUCCUGAGCCAACAUCAGACUCUCUCAAUGUAAUAUCUUCCUUUAAUUUGUCAUCUUUCUGUAGUUGCAAAUAUUGUGGUGAUUUUAUAAUUAUAGCGUUUUGCACACAACUUUGUACUCGUAGUUUCCAAGUGUUGCCAAAUGAAGAUUUUAUGCACCCGAAAAGAAAACUUUUUUUUUUUCUAAAAUCUUUUACAUAAGUUUUGCUUUGUUUCAAAAUAACAGCAAAUGUGUACACAACAUUUGCUGUUGUGUACACAAACUGCAAUCCCAGACACAUCACUGCAAUCAGUAUUUGUUUUGUAGCUCAAAGACCGGCAUUUUGCAGGAUUUCUUUGGUUUCUCUGUAAAUGGGGUUUACUGGUCAGGACUGGUUGCUUCAGUGUCCCUUUGAUCUGCGCUCAAGUUUUUAUUUACAUAACUAACGCAGUCGACACCAGGAGUUGUGUUCUCAGUUUAGGAUUUGCAAAGUUACAUAAAGUUUUUGCAUUAUGCUUUAAGAAACAGUUUUCACAGAAUAAAAUGGUUGUGAUCAUGGUAUUAACAAAACAUGGGCUCAGGUUUCCUGAUUCCUUCUGCACUGAAGCCUUCAGUGGUAAACAACAAGUACAGGGCAAUGAAAAAGUAUCUGUUCUCUUCUGUUGUUGUCUUUUUAGCACACCAAAAAGUUUCAGAUCAUCAACCUUUAGUCUAAUCAGACUGAGAUUAUUUGAUUAAAUAGAAAAUAUAGAAACUAUUUUGAAUGAUAAUUCGAUUAUUAAAGGUAAAAGCUACCCAAACCAACCUGGCCCUGUGUGAAAAGUAUCCUAGACCUAAUAGCUAAACAGAAUCCACUUGAUGGCAGUGACUGCCACCAAUGUUUGCAAUAACUGGUAAUGAGUGAAGAAGUUUUACCCUGUUUAAAGCCUUACCACAGCAUGUCAGCUGAACUAAGUUUAGAUUUUGACUUUGCCAGUCCAAAACAUUCAUUUUAUUCAUUUUUGUGAGAAGUUCAGUUGUGGACUUGCCGGUUUGCUUUGUACUCUUGUCGUCGUCUAUAAUCUAGGUGUUCUAGAGCUUAAGGUCAUGAAUUGAUGGUUGAAUAUUCUCCUUCAGGAUCGUCUGCUGGAGAGCAGAAUUUAUGGCCCCAUCAAUUAACACAAGUAAUCCAGGUUCAGAAUGAAACAUGUUUAAUCGUAGGUAUGUUUUUUUUUUUUCCUGAGUUGCUGAGCACGUCCGGUCAGUCCAAAGAACAUUUUUGAAAAAGUUUUGUAGAUAAUCAAAACUUUUUGUUUUUUGGCAAAUGUGAGACAAGCCUUUGUGAUGUUAUUAGUCAGAAGUGGUUUUAACUUUGGUACUCUCAUAUGGAUCCAGUUAAAUAAUGAUUUAACACAAGGGUCAUUUCCGUUUUCCCAUAGAGGCAGGUUAGUUUGGAUGGCGUUUUUCCACUAAUAAUAAAAGCAUCAUUUGAGAACAGUC